AUGCUGGAGGUGUUUAAAUGUAACGAGAACAUCUUUGUGGACAUUUAUAAAGAAACAAGUGCAACAUGGUUCAUCUUUGCCAAUAAAAAUUCCAUGGAAAUUCACUUUGGUAUUACACAAGCAGUGUCAAGUCAAGUGAAGCAUAGAAAUUUUUAUAGUAACACAGGAGUACUUGAACAGAACCACAUAUAUCCUUAUGAGUGGCUUGCUGAAUGGCAGCCUAAAGGUAAUCAAGUGACUGAAGAUGUUGAUGGUUUUCCAGAACGAGAGAGUCAGGAUGGUAAACAGAAUUAUGUAAAAUUUUCACGCUGUCAUCAGGCAGAAGGUUUUUUAAAGUACAAAACUUGUCAGACUGUCUGUGAGGAUCCCUUUGAGAACAUCAUAACAAUAUUGUCAACACAACACAGUCUGAUGCUUGACGACAACUUCACUCUUGACGGCCCAGACCAAGCCCUGGCCUGCAUGCAAGUUAUGUUCCGUCUGGGUGAGACAAUUUACGAAGCCACAACUAAAGAUGUGAAGAGGCAAACAGACCCAGACACAUUACAGAAGGAGCAUUCUAAGACGAAGAAACUAAACAGAUUCCUUGGACUCCUGCAGCAUAUUUUGAUUCCUAAGGCAGAGCAAGAUUGCCAAGCCAGUGUGAUGAAUAACAUUAUGAAAAUGGAUUAGUUUUUCAAGAUGAAAAGUUGCAAUAGUUUCUUUUGUUGUAAAAAUGCAAUGAUUUAUUUGAAUGAACUGAUAUGGUUGAUUUUUCAUGAUGUUUGUAAUGUAGAAUUAGAAUUGUGCUGAUCUUGAUACUAUGACAUAUUUAUUGUCUUUGGCUGAAGUAGGAAAAAAAAGUGUUUUCUUUCCAUUCUUUGAGUGAAAUGAUAUGGCAUUUCGAUCUUAUAGAGCUUAGUUUCCUUCUGUUAAUAAUUAAUUUGUGUUGAAAUGUGUAGCCUAAAGUAGGAGUAAGAAUUUGUUGAUUUUUUCAAUGGUUUGCUGAUCAGGAUAUUGUGAUUUUCAUAUUCAGUCUCUUUGGGUGAAGCACAAAAAAAUUUAGUUACAGUUAUUUUAUCGAUUCAGUUAUGCAGCAAGAUCUACUAUAAGCCAGGUCUUUAGCCUGAUUUUGCUUUGCUAUCUAUAAGAAAGAAUUUUACAUUGUAAUUUGGUGAUUAUGUAUUUACAAGUCAUAUUUUUUCUUCUUUUCUGUCAGCUGAUGUAAUAAUGGAUUAAUCUGGAUUCCUUAAAAAAAGAUUGCAAAAUGUUACAACUUACAGUGUGUAUUUCUCAUAAAAUCUAUUAUGGUAUGUAGUUUUGUGUAUUGUAUUAAUUUUUAAAUAUAUUUGAGGUAAAUCAAUUUGAUUUGCAUUAUCUUUGUCAGUAUCACCUUGCAUAUU
Molecule: messenger RNA, 1382 nt
Organism: Penaeus monodon (black tiger shrimp)
Lineage: Eukaryota; Metazoa; Arthropoda; Malacostraca; Decapoda; Penaeidae
Exons: 6
Coding region: 1-672 (223 amino acids)
Source: RefSeq, a predicted model, not a curated record